Dissoconium aciculare CBS 342.82 is the source of this 1668-nucleotide messenger RNA. RefSeq names its product Pkinase-domain-containing protein. Gene Ontology annotation, molecular function: protein serine/threonine kinase activity; ATP binding. Gene Ontology annotation, cellular component: cytoplasm. The record is from RefSeq and is a predicted model, not a curated record. Gene Ontology annotation, biological process: autophagy; peptidyl-serine phosphorylation. NCBI's taxonomy places the organism in Eukaryota, Fungi, Ascomycota, Dothideomycetes, Mycosphaerellales, Dissoconiaceae. The transcript has 3 exons. The coding region runs from base 139 to 1386 and encodes 415 amino acids.
CUUGACUGCCUCGAACGUACCUUCGAUCAUACUCGGUGACAGUCAACCGUUCUUUGCUUCUUCAUUCUUGGAAUUCCUUGACUGGAAUCCUCGGUUCUUCACAUAGAGUGAAGAACAAACCUCCUCCCACACGAGAGUAUGAUUCCUACGCCUCCUGCAUCGCCCAAACCUUCUGGACUAUGCGACCCUCAUGACCGGAUCAACCUGGUUCUCGCCGACCGCAUCCAACUGACCGAUGUCCUCGGCGUUGGCGCAUAUGGCACUGUUUACCGCGCUCACGAUCUCUUGACCAACGUCGAGUAUGCCGUGAAGGCUUUGCCCAAGGUCGGCCUGGACGACCGCCAACGGCGAUUCCAGGAUCGCGAGAUCCAAUUGCAUUAUGAAUGCCAGCAUCCCAAUAUUGUUGCCCUGCAUCAAACCUUGGAGACCUCCGAUUGCACUUACGUUGUGCUUGAGUUUUGCCCAGAAGGUGACCUCUUUGCCAAGAUUACCGAGGAGAGCCAGUAUGUUGGCGAUGAUGUUCAGGCCCGCAAUGUGUUUCUGCAAAUCCUAUCUGCUGUCCAGCACUGCCACUCUCGCGGGAUCUACCACCGGGAUCUCAAGCCGGAGAACGUUCUCGUCAAGGACAAUGGCCGGACUGUGAAGCUUGCCGACUUUGGUCUCGCAACCCAGGACCACAUCACUUCCGACUUCGGUUGUGGUUCGACCUUUUACAUGUCACCUGAGAACCAAGAUCCCAAUCCACAACCAUUCUCUUGCUAUGCUUCUGCUCCCAAUGAUGUUUGGUCUUUGGGCGUAAUCCUUGUCAACCUCACCUGUGGAAGGAAUCCAUGGAAGCGAGCUUCGAUGGAGGAUCCGACCUUUCGUGCAUUCCGCAAAAACCGCAAUUUCCUCAAGACUAUUCUUCCCAUCUCGGAUGAUCUGAACCGUGUGCUCCAGCGCACCUUCGAAGUAGAGCCUGAACGCCGUAUCACCUUGGACGAGCUUCAGAAGGAAAUCUACCGCUGCAGGUCCUUUACCGCGCACACUCCCGCUACACCCCCGGAGAGCCCUGUUGAGCGACCUGCGCAAUCCCCUGCUGUAUUUGACCGUGCGGCCUCUGACCAGGUACCACGUCUGGACUUGCCGGCUCAGCAAUAUCCCCUCCAACCUGGUACCUCAACACGCCUGGCCUCAAGCAAGCUAUUGGUAGGCAAAAUCAAUGUCGCCGCCAACCUUUCUUCAUUCUUUCAUCACCAACAAAGAUCGAGAUUAAUUCUUUGUAAUAUCUUUUGGAUCAUCGGCACCUCGGUUGCCCAAGCUUUGCCCAUCUCCCGGUUGAGGUGGGCUUCUUCCGACACCCUAUUUUCGAUUUUUCUCUUUCAUCCUCCUCUCAUGGGGGUUUGACGACGACAUGAGGAUACUUCUGCGACGCUGCUCACCCUUUUGCAAAAUGACUCUUCUGCACAAUCCAGAACCUGUACUAGAUACCCUUGUUUAUUGUUUACAUCCUUUCGUUCUUGCAUCACUAUUUUUUUCACAUUGGACGCGAACAUUGUACUUUGAGGGAGAGAUCCCAGGAACGCAAUUUGGAGUUGGGCAACAAUUCAGACCGGGCCUCCAUUGAGAGAUGGCUUUGGCAAUUCUUUAGACACUGUUCGGGGAACAGGAUCGGCAAAAGAUAGAGGC